This is a messenger RNA of Nicotiana tabacum (common tobacco), 615 nucleotides long. RefSeq lists its product as uncharacterized. Lineage: Eukaryota; Viridiplantae; Streptophyta; Magnoliopsida; Solanales; Solanaceae. The record is from RefSeq and is a predicted model, not a curated record.
AUGACUGGUGCUGCUUCUUCUUCUGCGUAUACUCCUGAUCCUACAUCCCCUCUAUUUCUUAUGUCGUCUGAUGCGCCUGGCGUGUCCCUGGUUCCUGUACCAUUUUCGGGGAGUGGAUUUGGAGAUAGUUCGUGCCCUAAAGCUGCUGCCAAUUCCCCUGAUUAUAAACAAUGGGAUCGUUGUAAUAAUAUGGUGAUAUCUUGGUUAACAAGCUCAUUAUCACCUGAUAUAGCGGAGAGUGUUCAAUACUUUGAGACAGCCGAAAGUAUAUGGAAACAAUUAAAUAAUAGGUAUGGUAGUGUAAAUGGGACUAAAGUUUUUGAACUAAAAAGGGAACUUGCCUCUACCUAUCAGGGAUCCCUUGAUAUUGCUUUAUAUUUUACAAAACUUAAGAGAAUCUGGGAUGAAUUGGGAAUAAUGUGCAGUAGUCAUGCAAAUUCUUGCAAUUGUGCUGCUAAAGAGGGUCUCCAAAAGGAGAAAGAGGAGGACAAGGUCCAUCUGUUCCUCAUGGGAUUGAAUGAGGUUUACGUUGGUGUGAGAAGCAAUCUGUUAAUGAUGCAACCUCUGCCAUCCCUUGACAAUGCCUAUAACAUUUUUCUUCAAGAUGAAAAGUAA